GAGUGUUAUUUUAGUUAUCGCAUCGGUUGGAGAUAAAAAUGACUCAUGGACUGAAUUUCUACGACUUCUCCAACGAUCAAAAACCAGUUUUAUUCUCAAGCUCAACCCGUCCUAGCAGUAAUAAACGCCAGAGGUCGCAGCUUAUCCAGUAAUAUUAUUUAAUCCCAUGCAAGCCAGCCUGGGGUCUGCGUCUGCCGAGUGAUCCAGUGAUAAUUCACUCUUUUGUCAAAGAACGUCACGCCACUGGAGAAGCAGAAGCAGCACCGACGCGUUCUUCUCGCCUCUCUCUCUAAUUUCAAAUUUUCCGAGCCCAAGUCUGACAGGGAAAAUUUACUUAUUGGGUCUUAAAAAGUAAAAAUGAGUGUAAUUAAAAGUUAUGACUCGACAGCCGAGCGUUUACCUGACACAGAAUCAAACGACACAGGUGACAAUUCAGCCAAAAGUUCAUCAAGUCAAGUGGUGAAUCAUGGAAUUAGCGCUCUCACAGCUGCUAUUUUUAUUGUGGGAGAAAUGGCAGGGAGCGGGGUCCUCGCGCUGCCCAGAGCAGUGGUUGAUGCAGGGUGGAUAGGUUUAAUAAUAAUAAUUGUUCUUUGCCUGACGGCUUGUUACGGAGGUACAAGGUUGGGCGUAUGCUGGGAAAUAAUUGAAGAAAGGUAUCCAGAAUAUAGGGGAAUCACAAGAAAUCCUUACCCAACUAUUGCAAACAAAGCAGUUGGUAGAUGGGGCAGUGUUCUUGUAUCGGCGAGCAUACAGAUAACACUUUUUGGCGCUGGAAUAGUAUAUCUUCUUCUAGCUUCACAAAUUGUCCAAGAUCUCAUGAAACCACUUGUGCCAAAGCUGACAUUCUGCACAUGGUUUAUAAUAUUUGCCAUUAUCAUCACACCACCUAUGUGGUUAGGCUCGCCAAAAGAUUUCUGGAUAGUUGGAGUGGGGGCAGUAGUUACAACGACACUUUCAUGCGGUUUUAUUUUUAUUCAAAUGAUGUUGGAUGGAAUUCACCAGACUGAUCCUGUUCCUCAUAAGUCGAAAUCCUUCCUUGAAUUUUUUCUAUCUUUUGGUAUCAUACUGUUUUCUUUUGGAGGAGCUUCUACAUUUCCUACCAUCCAAAAUGAUAUGUUGAACCGGACCAGAUUCAAAAGAAGUGUCUUCGGUGCAUUUUGCGUUAUUCUGCUUCUCUAUCUACCAAUCUCUAUUGGUGCUUUCUUCAUUUAUGGUGACAACACAAAUGCAAAUAUAGUUUUAUCACUCAGCAGAGGUCCUUACGUUUUGCUGGCAAAUAUUUUUAUGGCGUGUCACCUUAUACUUGCCUUCCUUAUCGUCGUCAACCCAGUUUGUCAAGAAGUAGAAAAUAUAUUUAAUACACCUCAUGAAUUUGGCUUUAAACGCUGUCUGAUAAGAACAUGCAUGGUGAUCAUGAUGGUUAUCAUUGGUGUAUCGAUACCAUCAUUUGCUAAGUUAUUAUCAUUAGUGGGGGGCUCAACAGUCACCCUGUUGACAUUCGUCCUACCAAAUUAUUUCUACAUGAAACUCUGCGAUCAAGAAUGCGACAGUUGGACCAAAAGGGAUAUUCCAUGUUACAUGAGAGUUUAUAUGUGGGAACUAAUUUUCAUCGGUAUAUUAGGAGGAGCUGCAUCAACUUAUUCCGCAUUCCAAUCGAUAUUCGAUUCUGAUUCAAUGAGCAAGCCUUGUUAUUCUUUUUGAUUUAAAUUUAGUUACACUAAAUUUACAAAAUAAAUAGCACAUUCCAUAUAUAAUGAUUGUGAUAUUAAUUUAUUAUGUUGUAUGAGAUUCAUUUUGUUUAAGCAAUUAAAUACUGUGUUUUUAUAAAUAGAAUGUUUGAAUUGAACAUUCUAGAAUAAAAUUGUUUAAUUAACCAUUAUUUCAAGUGAUAUUAAUUGUAACUAUUUUGUACCAUGAGGGUUGGUUAUUAGAUUAUUGUAAACUAUUUUCUUAUAAACUAUCACUUUAGGCAAGUUACUUUUUAUUAGCUUUCUAUAGAAAACCCAAGAUCUCAAUGUGAAUCGUUAUUUGUACAUAGAAAAUGUUUUACUAGAGAGAAAGUGGAGAGCACGCAAUACAGAUUAAUUUAUAUUUGUACUAUAAUAUUAUUUCAGGUGUCCUUAACUGAAUAUGAUAAGUGCUUUAAUAAUUAUUAGUCAAAUUUUGAGAAUAAAAUUAUAUUAUUGUAAAUAAAAUCAUUAUUUUUUUAAA
This is a messenger RNA of Cimex lectularius (bed bug), 2211 nucleotides long. RefSeq names its product amino acid transporter AVT1A-like. The record is from RefSeq and is a predicted model, not a curated record. The transcript is spliced from 8 exons. Gene Ontology annotation, biological process: amino acid transmembrane transport; L-alanine transport. NCBI's taxonomy places the organism in Eukaryota, Metazoa, Arthropoda, Insecta, Hemiptera, Cimicidae. The coding region runs from base 358 to 1701 and encodes 447 amino acids. Gene Ontology annotation, cellular component: vacuolar membrane. Gene Ontology annotation, molecular function: L-alanine transmembrane transporter activity; L-proline transmembrane transporter activity.